GCCUUUUCAAAGAGUGAGAGAGAAGUGAAAGGUCGGUGGCAGUUGGCGGUAAAGUCUUCAGUGUUGAAGCCUGUUUCCCAAAUUUCUAGUGUGAUUGUUCCGCGAAACCCCGUUCAUUUUCCAUUUAUCGAGAUGCCGUCUCUCCUAGACUCUUGUGAAAAGUUUUUUGAUACCAGAGACCUGUACGCAGUUUUGAAUAUAAAGAAAGAUGCCAGCGACAAACAAGUCCGUAAGGCGUACCACAAACUGUCACUAGUCGUUCAUCCAGACAGAGUUGAUGAAAAGAAGAAAUUGGAGGCUACUGAGAAAUUCAAAGUACUUGGACAUGUGCAUUCAAUUUUAAGCGAUGCUGAUAAGAGACAAAUUUAUGAUGAAACAGGAGAUUGUGGGGAAGAUAGUGAUGAGCUCAGUGAUCGUGAUUGGAGUGAUUACUGGCGAUCCUGCUUCAAGGAAAUCACUGUUAAGGAUAUCACAGAUUACGAGCAGCAGUACAAAGGUUCUGCAGAAGAGUUGCAAGAUUUGAAGAAUGCAUACAUUCAUGGGAAAGGAUCAAUGGAUUGGAUUUUGGAAGCUGUUCCCUUUACUAAUACUGAGGAGGAAGACCGCCUACGUGAACGUCUCAAGCCUCUGAUGGACAGUGGGGAGAUACCUGUUUACAAAAAGUUUACAAAUGAAAAUCCAAAAAAAGUUGCAGCUAGAAAGCGAAGGUAUGAGAAGGAAGCCAAAGAAGCUGAGGAGUUGGCUGCUGAGCUGGAACUGGACACAAAGAAAAGUGUUGAAGAUGAUGGCGAAGGAAGUCUUAUGGCUGUUAUUAAGGCUCGACAGGGUCAAAGGCUGCAGGAUAGUGAAAAUUUCUUAGACCGUCUUGCAGAAAAGUACAUGGCAAAGGCUUCCAAGGGAACCAAAAAGAAGUCCUCAACUAAGAGUAAGAAAUAGCCUUUGGGUUGUCAACAUUCUCUUAUCUUAAUAAGUUUCUAUUUCUAAAUUAAAGCAGAUAUGAGUUAAGAUUGUGGUAUGAGAACAGGUGAUAACAUUUCUGUUCUUUCUUUCUCUGUGUGUGGAAAUUGAUAUUUGCAAAAGAAGUUAUCCUUUCUAAAGAAAUUAGUGCAUGCACCAUUGCAUGAUUUCAACAAUCCGACAUUCAUAUGAAUUUAUACAUUUUUUUUUUUAAUUUUUAAGAUUGCUAAUUAAAAUAUUCAUUCUUCUUA
Molecule: messenger RNA, 1208 nt
Organism: Thrips palmi
Lineage: Eukaryota; Metazoa; Arthropoda; Insecta; Thysanoptera; Thripidae
Product: dnaJ homolog subfamily C member 9
Exons: 5
Coding region: 133-936 (267 amino acids)
Cellular component (GO): nucleus; cytoplasm
Molecular function (GO): heat shock protein binding
Source: RefSeq, a predicted model, not a curated record